This is a messenger RNA of Hippoglossus stenolepis (Pacific halibut), 683 nucleotides long. Its product is annotated as gastrotropin. Gene Ontology annotation, molecular function: fatty acid binding. The transcript is spliced from 4 exons. The record is from RefSeq and is a predicted model, not a curated record. NCBI's taxonomy places the organism in Eukaryota, Metazoa, Chordata, Actinopteri, Pleuronectiformes, Pleuronectidae. Gene Ontology annotation, cellular component: cytosol; nucleus. Gene Ontology annotation, biological process: fatty acid transport. The coding region runs from base 272 to 646 and encodes 124 amino acids.
UAACUUUAUGGCACUUGAGUCUCUUGAGGAACAGGCUGGUGCUUCGUAAUAAUCGACACAUAAAUGCAUAUGGAAACAUUCUGCUACUAAGCUGCACAACAGGUUAAACACUAGCUGCAGGCCAGCAGACAUUUCAAUUAAUUUGAUUGAAGAGGGGAAAACAUGGAAAUGGCCCAGCCCAAAAAUUAGCAUGAAGGGAACCGAACACAGACAGCAUAUAAAGAGGUGCAGGUCUGUUACUUAGUUUGAGUGUCGGCAGUCAACCUUCGUUAUGGCUUUUACAGGGAGCUAUGUGGUGGAGAGCUACGAGAACUACGAGGAGUUCAUGGAAGCUCUUGGAUUGCAGAUGCCCAAAGGCAAAGUAACUGAGGAAGUCGUAACAGAGAUCCAUCAGAAUGACGAGUUCGUGAUGACUAAACACUUGAAGGACAAAACCUGGUGCAACAAAUUCCACAUUGGGAAGGAGGCGGAGCUGCAAACUGUGGCAGGCGAGAAAUUCAAGACCACUGUCACCCUGGAGGGAGGCAAAUUGAAGAUUCAGUUUCCCAACUACCUUUACACUGCUGAGGUGGUCGCUGACAAGCUUGUCGAGGUCCAAACUGUGGCUGGGGUAUCCGCCAAGUUGAUCAGCAAGAAAACAAAAUGAGCAAAAUGAAGAUCUCUUUAAUAAAUGAAUAAAUUUC